CCUGAAAUGGCGGGUAAAAAUUGAAUUUAUUUUACCAGACAUGUUACGACAAAGGCUGUCAUGAAAUUUCAUUAUAAACCCGCUAGACGUAUCAUAAAUAUGUAGAUCAGAGAUUGUAAAAGGCAAGAAUGGACCCAGACUCACCCUUGAAAUUGCCGUCACCUAUUUUACCAACUGAAAAAGGAGAAGAUGAUGAAGAAAAGCUGGAUCCGUCCAUGGGUCUCCACAGAAACAACGUUCCUAGUCCUAAAUAUACACCCAAAAUCUUCACUGCAGGAGCCCAUGGCAAGAAAAUUGGAUAUGUUCAUCCUCAUAUGUCCAGUCCAAGUCCAGGGCAUAAGCUGGCAUUUGGAGGGAGCAGGAAUGAGCUGUUUUUGCGGUCUGUGCUGUCUAGUCCGUACAAUCCCCCCGACCCUAACUCCUUCACCCCCAUGUCUGCCACUCCAUCCGGAAUCAGUCCCCGCCCUGUGUUCAGGACCCCCGUCACCAAAGACCAGGGAUCCCCGCUCACUCAUAGGACCCCGCAAGGCAGCCAUCACCCUUCCAUGCAAAAACAGAAGGUAGUUAACCCAUUUGAUGUUGCCCUUUUGGAUCAGUUGCAUGGGCCAGUGUUUAUGAGUCCUGGGGUCUUUACAACACAAUCUACACCCUCCACAGAUGAGAAAAAACCUUUCCGCUGGUCAAUAGAACACAUAGCUGAACUUCACCCAGCAGACAUUGACGAAAUGCCAGUGUACCAGCAAAUCACACCAGACAAAGAGGUCGAGGAAAGGGCACAAAAGGCUAUAGACAACUUUUUCUCUACCAAUCUUAUCGCACCCUCUCCCUGGAAUUCUAAUACAGAUGCCUUGGGGGGCGCUCAUCUUGUCGAAACUCCUGUGAGAGCUCUUGAGCCAGACCUUCAAGGAUCCAUUCAGAAACAGCUACCAUUUGCUAAAAAGAUUCCUAUCACACAGGAUGCAUCAGCUCAGACAAUGCUAUCCCUUCCAGCAGGGUUUGAUAUCAAAGAAGUACUAGGUGAAUACAUGAUAUGUGAUGAUUCAGAGAACCAGGACACAUCCCAGAAGAAGGAAUCAAACCAAGAUGCUUUGAGCACUUCCUCAUUGAGAAGGAAACUUUUUUCCCAUCCAGAUAAUAGCAGUUUUGCUUUAAGUCCAGUUAAAACAGCCCCGGUGAUAGAGGAGGAAGAUGACUUCAAUGGAUGUGCUUCCCCUCAGGUGCUCUCAGCCAACAAAGUGGAGGUCCCCUUCCAGCAUGCCACACCUCUAAAGCCACCAAGCAGAAGUCACUUUUCAUCCAGUCCAAUAAAGAAUGUCAAAGGCUUGCAAACUCCUGAUUGUUGUGAUAAACAACAGCAAAGAGAGUUCUUCAGCUCUCCAGCACUGUCUCCCAUCGGAGUGGGGCGAUUCUCGUCCAAGAGGACUUCAGGUUUGUUCUCUCCACAUGAAAAAAUAUUUGGUGAACAUGCAGUUCAAAAGAACAUGAGUGCUGAAUUUGCAGAAUCCCUGAGUAGCCCAGAGGUGUCUCCUAUUAAAGGGGGUUUAGGCAUCACCCCACAAACAGAGCCAAGGCCAAAGAUGUCUCUCCAGAGUCCUGGUUUCUCUCCCAUAUGUGCCAACCCAAGGAUUAUUGAAGAUGACCAGGGGUCAUUUAUUCAAGAGCCACUGCCAGAUUUUCCUUCAGACGACUCUGAUGUAGAAAUAAAUACUCCAUUAGCAUCUGAUAAUCAGUCACUAAGAAGGCCAACUACAACUCGAAAAAUAUCUCAUUUGGCUCGAAGAAGCCAGCGAAACAUUUUUCAUGAAUUUGAAGAUACAGCAAUGGACUUUGAACCCAAUUUGGAAUUUUCAAAGCAUAUCCGUUUUGCAGAUGAUAUCAAGACAUCUAGCCUUGUUCAUACAAAAGAUUUCUCCAUGGGAGACAUUGAAAUGGAUGACCAUGGCAUUGCUCCUAAUUCUACCAAUCAAGAUACAGGAUAUCAAACUGCUAGUCUUCAAUCAACCAAUCCCGACACUGGUUUGACAUCAAGUCAGAGCAAUCCAUUUUCAGUGACAUCAAACAGUGAAGUACCGCCAUCAACCAACUUGACAUCAUUAUUUAGCAAACUUCCAAUAGAUUCAGUUGUACAGGAUUCAAAUUUGCAAAUGGAUUUUCCAGAAUUCACUGCCAAAGAUUAUGAAACCAAUGCAUUUAAUCAGUUACCCGUUCCUACUACUACCCUUUCAUUGUCUCCAAGGCAAAAACCCCUAAUAGAACAAAUUUUAGAUGUGACGAAUCCUGAACAGUAUGGCCAUGCUCCCUAUACAAGAGAGGAAAUCCUGGAGAGGGCCCGCCAAGUGCUAGACAUGGUGAAUAGGCUGUAUCCAGAGGUGAAAUCUGGGAGUGGUGAUCCUGAGGAGGCAGAUCAAACAUCCAUGAUCUUCAAUAAGACAGGCCUGUCGCUCCUACAUGAAUUAGAACCUAUUGUGUCCUCCACCCCACAGAGAGAUGGCAAAGGAGAUAACACAGUGGCUGCAAGUGAACAAGCACUAGCCAUACUAAAAAAAGCUGGAGAGGACCUGGCCAAAUUUGGACACAUGCUCUCCUCUAUCAAGACUUCUAUGGAUAAUAGCAGUAUACCAAAUAUGAUCUCUUGAUGAAUAUUCCAGAGGUUAACAUUAAUAUUCAUCACAGUAAUUUAAUUACUUCAAUGCUUUUUCUCAUUUUGUAUAUUUGAUGUUUUAUGACACAUCUUGUGUUUGUGUGUUGCUCAGCUGGUGAAUUUACCAUGUGUUUCCCUCAGUAGUAAUGUUAAUAAUUAGUUUUGCUCAGUAAAUGUCCAUGCCAACAUGUGCCAAACUUCAAUUUCUUCUCAGGAUGAUAACAUAGAUGAUUUGAGUUAAAAAAUUAUAUUUUGUAGUAGUAUUAAGAAUGAAGUUGCACCAGAAAAUGUCCUUUGAGUGACUUGUGUAAUAUUUGCAAAUAGUAUUUGUUGCUUUCUAUUUAAGUUAUGCUUGUAUUGGCUCUGCAACAGAGUUGAAGUUGCACCAGAAUAUGUCUUGAGUGACCUGUGUAUGAUUUGCGUGUAUUUUUUUUCUCUUUUACAUAUUAUGUUAUGCUUGCAUUGGAUCUUAAAAAUUGAAGAAAAAAAAUAUUGUUUUUAAGCAGUUUAAUGUUUUUAUAAUAGGCUUAUUGAAGUCACACGAUCCCAAUCAAUUUACAACUUUUAAAAGUGUAAGUUUUAAUGACACCUCCAAUAUACAUAAAGAGGAACAGAAUAUACAAUGACCCUUAAACUAUUUUGCCAAAAACCCCAUGGCCGCUAUUGUACAUGUAUAUGCUUACUAGCCAUGGGUCAACGUGAGAAACAUUUCUCAUUCUUGUGCACAUGAAUGAAAUUAAAAACUGAAAGUAUUUGCACACGGAGAAGUUUUUACAAAGUAAGUCUUAUUUCAAAUAUGUCACACGAAAUUGGUCAUUAUACACUUGUACUUUAAUACUACAGCAUGAAUGGUUUAGUACUAGACAUUUGUCAGAAAUUAUUUAUUUGUUUUAUUGAGUUUUUUAAUAAAACAUUUCCUAUUGUGAUA
Magallana angulata is the source of this 3569-nucleotide messenger RNA. RefSeq names its product protein aurora borealis-like. Lineage: Eukaryota; Metazoa; Mollusca; Bivalvia; Ostreida; Ostreidae. Gene Ontology annotation, cellular component: nucleus; cytoplasm. Bases 129 to 2636 code for a protein of 835 amino acids. Gene Ontology annotation, molecular function: protein kinase binding. The transcript is spliced from 14 exons. Gene Ontology annotation, biological process: regulation of mitotic spindle organization; regulation of mitotic nuclear division; activation of protein kinase activity. The record is from RefSeq and is a predicted model, not a curated record.